This is a messenger RNA of Dichotomopilus funicola, 1350 nucleotides long. Its product is annotated as kinase-like domain-containing protein. NCBI's taxonomy places the organism in Eukaryota, Fungi, Ascomycota, Sordariomycetes, Sordariales, Chaetomiaceae. The coding region runs from base 1 to 1350 and encodes 449 amino acids. Gene Ontology annotation, biological process: regulation of G2/M transition of mitotic cell cycle; protein phosphorylation; signal transduction. The record is from RefSeq and is a predicted model, not a curated record. Gene Ontology annotation, molecular function: cyclin binding; cyclin-dependent protein serine/threonine kinase activity; ATP binding. Gene Ontology annotation, cellular component: cyclin-dependent protein kinase holoenzyme complex; cytoplasm; nucleus. The transcript has 4 exons.
AUGGCCAACGAAAGGAAUUGGAGAGGCUCACUCACAGCUUCAGAGAGAUAUGACAACAUUCAGAACAUAACAAAAUGGUCUGCGGCUACGGGCCUAACAGGGAGCGCCUUCGAAAUCGAGAAUGAAGCAUACAAAGCAUCAAGUAGCAGGGACUCUGGAUUGGGGGAUGGGGGCGGAGAUGGAGGACCGCCGCCGAUACAGCCUGAAGGGUCUCUUAAUGCAGACGCCGAGGAUAACGACGCCGUAGCGUCUUCCCCGGGCAUUACCAUCGGCGACUAUCACAACUGUCACUACAUCGCCAGCGGCGUCACAGCCCAAGUCUACCGCGCGCAAGCCCGCGCGCUCAAAGUGAUCAUCGAAACUCACAACAUCGAGCCUCACGACCCGCACCGAGAAGUUAAGAUCCUCAACAUCCUCCACGCCUCCAAAGCACCCAAUAUCAUCACACUCCUGGAGACCUUUCAUGACCCCUACACUCAAAACUUCGUGCUCGUCUUCCCCUACGCACCAAUCACCCUCGCGGACCUCUUUGCCAAACACCAACAACACCAGAAAUUCCUGUCCACCUCCCUGAUCCGCACGAUAACCACGGCCCUUUUCCGCGCCCUGGAUCAUCUCCACUCCGUCGAGUCCAUCAUUCACCGCGACAUCAAGCCCGCCGCACUGCUACUCACCCACCCAACCCCAGAAUCACCCUCUCAAAUCCUCUUAUCAGACUUCGGGACAGCCUGGCACCCCACCUUAUCCCCCACACUGGGCGGCGAGCCACACGACCACAAGGUCCUCGACGUCGGCACAGGCGCCUAUCGCGCACCCGAAACCCUCUUCGGUAACCGUGCUUACGGGCCGGGAGUCGAUCUCUGGGCAGCCGGCACCACACUAGCCGAGUGUUUCCGCACGGGCCGAACCGGCUCGCCAGCAAAAAGGAACGUCGGCGGGGAGGACAACGACAGCGACGACGACGCGAAGAACGAGAACAUGACCGCCCGCGGCCCAACCCUCUUCGAUUCACGUCCUGCUCAUGAAGACGGGAACCAGCUCGGCCUCGUCCUCAGUAUCUUCCGCACACUUGGCACGCCUACGCCGCAAACCUGGCCCGAGGCAAAGGGGUUUCGAACACCGCCCUUUGAGAUGUACCGUAUCUUUCCCGGUAUCGUUUCCCAGGGAGCUGGUGAAGAAGGCGAGGGCGGAGGGGGCGGGCGUGGGUGGGCUGGAUUGCUGCCGGGCGCAGACGCGGACUGGAGGGCUUUGGUGGAGGGGUUGUUGAGGUAUGAGAGUGGAUGGCGAAUCACCGCAAAGGAGGAGUGGCGGGGAGGGCUGAGAUAUGAGGCUGACUGGUCCGAGUCUUAG